Molecule: messenger RNA, 5128 nt
Organism: Uranotaenia lowii
Lineage: Eukaryota; Metazoa; Arthropoda; Insecta; Diptera; Culicidae
Gene: CASK
Product: peripheral plasma membrane protein CASK
Exons: 11
Coding region: 807-2306 (499 amino acids)
Biological process (GO): regulation of neurotransmitter secretion
Cellular component (GO): cell-cell junction; plasma membrane
Molecular function (GO): signaling receptor binding
Source: RefSeq, a predicted model, not a curated record
UUGACCCGGACACGGAUGUGUGCCGAAAUCCGGUUCCGGAACUAUUGCCACGCGAAUUCGCCGCAACCCACCGUGUACGCGCGUUUUGCGAUCGUUUUUGGCGGGAAAAGUGGCUUCAGCGAUUUUUUGUGUACAUCUUUUUAAAGGCCUUCUUCUACAAUGAUUCUACCAAACGUCGUCGCGGUCAAUUCUGCCAUUCGGUAACCUUAAUCGGUGCGGGGAAAAUUUAUUUCCACCCUACUUGUGCUUUCUUCGGUGAUUGUUCGUGUGGUAUGAUGAAAAUUCCAACUGGAAGCGCCCGGAGCCGGUGGUAAAAAAGGUUCUAAUUAGGUGUGAUUUUCUGGUGUGGGCAAUUAGCUGCCCUCGUGCUCGGGAGCUGGUAUGAAUGAAGUAAAAAAAAAGUUGGCUGAAUAUAGAAUGGGAGGGUGAGAGUCACAAAAAAUCGACUACCAGCUUUCCCCAUUUGCCGGGUGGCGAUUUCCCAUGCCCGUUUGUUGCGAAGUGGAUGUGAAAAUUCGGUUCAUUUGGUGCCAUUUUAUUAUAUCAGGGGUGGGUGGUGGUUUAGUGAGCUAGAGCAACAACCACAACAAAAAAUAUUGGAGCGAAAAAAUCGUUAAUUUGAAUAAAAGGAAUAAGCCAGCAGCAGCCAUUGUUGGGCCCCUGGAGGAUUACGUCGCAUUACAAGGGGUCCAACAACCGUUCCAGCAGCAGAACCGGAAGAAGACAGUGCACGCCACCAUUCGAAGCGAGACGGGCGCCAGGAGCCCGAGGGGGAAAAGUUCACAAAUGAGCAAACUUCAUGAAUUAUGAUAUUUGGAUUUUCAAUUAAACUGAACAAGGCUCUAUUGCACACGCAUGACGUGGUAGCUAGAGAAGUAUACGGCGAGGAAGCGCUACGAGUAACACCACCACCGAUUGCACCCUACCUAAAUGGAGGCAACGACGAAAUCGACAACGGAGACGCCGCCGAUCUGCAGCACGUCACCCGGGUCCGGCUCGUUCAGUUCCAGAAGAAUACCGACGAACCGAUGGGCAUUACACUCAAAAUGACCGAGGACGGGCGCUGCAUCGUGGCCCGGAUCAUGCACGGCGGCAUGAUCCACCGGCAGGCGACCCUGCACGUCGGGGACGAAAUCCGGGAGAUCAACGGGCAACCGGUCCAGCACCAGACGGUCAGUCAAUUACAGCGCAUGCUGCGGGAGGCACGCGGCUCCGUUACGUUUAAGAUAGUUCCUUCAUAUAGAAGUGCCCCACCACCGGUUGAGCUAUUCAGGAUUAGACCGGCACCAGUUCUAGUUGAUCAGAUUUUCGUACGGGCCCAGUUCGACUACGAUCCGUUGGAUGACGAGCUGAUUCCGUGCGCCCAAGCAGGAAUAGCUUUUCGUGUUGGUGAUAUCCUGCAGGUUAUCAGCAAAGAUGACCACCACUGGUGGCAGGCCAGACACGACGCCGCGGGUGGUUCCGCCGGGUUGAUUCCGUCGCCGGAGCUCCAAGAAUGGCGCAUCGCCUGCCAAUCGGCGGAUAAAUCCCACAAGGAACAAGGAGAGGUUGGGCCCGGAUGCUCAGCACACGCCGAAGGAUGUGAUGGAUCUACAGCAGUUAAUUGCUCAAUAUUUAGCCGUAAAAAGAAGCAGUGCCGGGACAAGUACCUUGCCAAGCACAACGCCGUUUUCGAUCAGCUGGAUCUGGUGACCUACGAGGAAGUCGUCAAGGUUCCGGUGGGCGAUCCGGCAUUCCAACGGCGAACCCUGGUACUUCUCGGAGCGCACGGCGUUGGCAGGCGUCAUAUCAAAAACACCCUCAUAGCCAAGUACCCGGACAAAUACGCUUACCCCAUACCACACACCACCAGACCGCCCCGGCCCGAUGAGGAGAAUGGUCGCAGUUACUACUUCAUAUCACACGACGAGAUGAUGGCGGACAUUUCGGCCAACGAGUACCUCGAGUACGGCACCCACGAGGACGCCAUGUACGGCACCAAGCUGGAAACGAUACGGCGCAUCCACGCGGACGGCAAGAUGGCGAUCCUGGACGUGGAACCGCAGGCCUUAAAAAUACUACGCACAGCCGAGUUCACCCCGUACGUUGUGUUCAUCGCGGCCCCGCUGCUGCAGAACAUUGCCGAUUAUGACGGCAGCUUGGAGCGGUUGGCCAAAGAAUCGGACAUGUUGCGCCAGGCCUAUGGACACUUCUUCGACCUGACCAUCGUCAACAACGACAUCGGCGAGACGAUAGCUGGGCUGGAGAACGCUAUCGAUAAGGUACACUCGACGUCUCAGUGGGUGCCGGUAUCCUGGUUGUACUGACAAGAUAGUGAGCUAGAAUGUCCCGCCUGUCUGGAGGAUGAGUGCGAUUGUGAGUGCGACUGUGAAACCGAGAUGGAUCUAAAGUAGAUCUAAAUUCUUGGAGCAGCUCGGGUAAUGAACAAACACUUACACCCACAUAAGAAGAGUAACGUUAGCAAGCAAAAGAAAAAUAGAAAAAAAAAACUUAAAUGGUACUUGGUCUUAGUAGAAACAAAUAUUCCACACUUUCAAGAGAUACACACAGGAAAAUUAUAAUCCUACACAAAUGAAAACACAAAUAUACAAUUGUUUAGUGCAGAUUUGAGCCGAUGAAAAUCAAGUUGAGAAGGAUUGUUUACCUAUCAAAUGAUUGCUGAAGGCAGAUAUAUGGAAGUGUUUCGAUAAUCUAUAGUUAUUGUUUUAGUGGAAAGAAAUACGAAAAUAUAUCUACCAUUUAAUGGAAACAUGGCUGAUUUUAUAGUAUGGAAACAAAACACACAAAUAACAAAUAAUAAAAACAUUUUACUUCAUAACCCUCAGACAUUUUCCUCAAUUUUGAAAUCAUUUCAUUUCAGUUAUGUGUCAUUAAACGUAGUAGUGAAAAAAAAAAUCAAAAAAGUGGAGAGCAUUUAAUUCUUUAACAAACCAAAAAGGAAAAAAAAAUCAUCGAAUUUGAUACGGAAAUCGUUGUUCUUCUGGUAUUAUUGAACCAAAAUCUAAACAAAAAUUAGAGAAAGCCAAACAAAAGUAAAAGCACAAAUAGAAGAAAAAAAAUCGCCAAAUGAAACAAAAGAAAAACGAGCGUACACAACAAUUCCCGUAACUUGAACGAUUUUCCAAUAAACAGAUUGAAACGACAGGAAAACCAGUAGAGGACAAGCUUGAAUUGUCACGAAGAAGAAUGGAAUAUACCCGAAAACAAACAAGAUUAACCUAAACGAAGUGAUAGAACAUAACAGAAAACAAAUAAAAACAAGUGAAACCAAAUACCACACGUCACGCGCGACAAGCCAGAAAAAGCAUAAACCAAGAGAAAUUUGUUAAAAACGAAAGGAAACAAAUUAAAGAUGUUAUUAAAGGAACGCUGACGUUUGAGAAUACAGGCAACUAGAGGAUAGGUUCAACCCACGAUGCAGCGGAACCAGCAAGAACAAAUAGGAAGGAACCGAGUGAACUGCAAAUGAGUUUAACAAAGUAAAAACAAAUAAUGAAAUAAAUCAGAGGAAACAAAACGAGGAAGGAAAAUAUUAGUUAGACUUAAUAUUAACCAAAAAAACAAAUGUUAACAUGAUUAUUAAUAAUUAAAACAAAGGAAAGAAUUAUAAAUUUAAAAGAAAGACAAAAAAUAGAGUGGGAAGGAGUGUAAGCCAAGCUAAAUUUGAAACUAACAGACAAAAAAAAAGAUAGAAAACGCGUGCACCGAAAAUGAAAAGCCUGCGACUUGCGUGAUGUGUUAAAGAAGUUCUUACUUUAAAUUUAAAAGAUUAAUUCCAAGAAUCGGUGGAUCAAGAGAUGAUCAAAUACGAACAACUACAAAAAAAAAAAACAGAAAAAAACAGAACAAAAAACAAAACCGAAGUUUCAGAAGUAGUGAAAAUAAUAAUCGAACACGCAACACAUUUGUAUCUUAUUGGAGAAAGCAAAAGUUUCAGGGUUGAAUGGUUUGACUUUAAAACAAAAUAGUUGAAAACAACAAAUACAAACGCAUAGUAGGUAACAGCAGCAUACCGUUAUCGACCGAGGAAGAAGCUAGUCAAUCAGAAAUUCAAACGAACACACACAUUCGCAGAUUAUCUUGACACAAUUCGCGUUGGCAUUUGGGCAAAGCCUGUUAAAGCUGAUUUAGUUAAGUUGUUACCGACGCUUUGAGGUGUUAUGUUGUUAGUUGAAUUAUGUUAAAUUUUUGCAUAGAGAGACAAAUUCUACAUUAGGUUCUUAAUUUUUUAUUCGAAAGGAUAGAUCGGAAGAAAUAUUUUCCAAUAAGAUUAAAUUCAAAACUGGUAUUCUCAUUUCAUUCCCGAUUUUUUUUUAUCUGUAUUUCGAGUUGAACUAAAAUAAGCCUUUUUUUAAAGUAAAUUUCAUUUCGUAAAUUCUUUAGUUGAACUUUGCAUACGUGCUAGCAUAUCUAUUAUUUGAAAUCAUCUCAAAGAGGAUAUUUUCGAAAACAAUUCCAAAAAUAUUACUGAACUCGUAUGAAUACAUCUACAUUUUUUAAUCUAUACACGUUCAAUACAAUUUUAACACACGUACACACAAAAAAAACAAUCAAACCGUUACACUAAACUAAAAUGAAAUCUAUGAGCUUCUCUUGCAAGCAAUUGCAUUCAAUUUGAGGUGAAGAAGUCCUCCAAAAAUAAUUUUGUACUGAACUAUUUUAUAAUACAAACAACGGUUUUCAAUUUGGACUCGUUUUAAUUUUUACAUUUCGAUUAUUUCUCACACCUACACCUACGAAGAUGCACAUAUUGGUAAGUGUUAUUUUUGUAGAAGAAGAAAAACGAGAACAUAAUAACCCUUACAAAACGUCAAAUCCGUUAAUCCAAGUCAAACAGUUUCCUUCAACAAACUAAUAGUAUUAUGCAAACUCCCUUCAAUACACUCUCAUACACAGAAGAUGAAAAAAUGUAACAAAACGCAUAUUAUAACAAAAAAAAAGCAACCAAAUACCAGCAAAGGCGAAAUAGCAGUUUCGAUUUGAUAUUGAUACCGUAUGAAACAUUUUAAACAGCACAACAAGGCAUUUUGAAACAAAAGAUACCUUAAAACAAAGAACUAACAGCUACAGAGCAGGCAUAAAGCAGAAACCGUUCAACUGAAACUGGUAAACAAAAGCGAAAACAAAA